This is a messenger RNA of Dreissena polymorpha, 1266 nucleotides long. RefSeq names its product nuclear transcription factor Y subunit beta-like. Bases 126 to 782 code for a protein of 218 amino acids. The transcript is spliced from 6 exons. Lineage: Eukaryota; Metazoa; Mollusca; Bivalvia; Myida; Dreissenidae. The record is from RefSeq and is a predicted model, not a curated record.
CUGUCAACAAAUCGUUAUCAAAACAUUACAUAGUUUGGCAGUUAAGUAAAGUGCAGAGUCAGAUUUUAGAUUUCAAAGUCCGAUUUCAGUUUCGAUUUCAUUUCAAAGUAUUGUUCAUUUAUAGGAUGUUCUGUCACAAAUGUGGAGGACCACUUGUGAAUGGAGCCUUGUUCUGCUCGUAUUGUGGUGCAGGUACUCCACGGGGCAAUUUUCAAGAUCAAGCAAGAGGACAAAGAAAACAACCUGCAUUAGUUCAUCGCCCUGAUCAUCGCUUGUAUCAAAAUCCAAACUUACUACAGAGACAAGGCCAUUACAAACCCAAUCUACAACAACAACAAGGCCCUCAGCUUUAUCAUCAACCACCACUAGAGCUUCAACAAACACGUCCUGUUUACCAAACAACACAUUAUAUAGCAAAGCAAGAAACAUUGACAACAUCAACAACAGCUGUAUAUUACCAAGGAAACCCUAUGGGUGGGGGCACCGUUCUCCCUACAGGUCAAUGUCAAGCUAUGAUAAUGCAACAGAAUUAUGCAAACUAUUCUCAAGGGUACCACACACAAUCCCAAGGUCAACCAUCUAGCUUUCCUCCCAAGCCAAGUCGUAGAAACCAAGGGUUACCACAUUCUGAUUACCAAGACCAAGUUGAUAAACUUCCACGAAAGCCAGCACCCAAACAACCGCAACCACGCUCAUAUACCCAGAAACAGCAGACAAGUGGGCAAGCAAAAAACAAAGCUCUGCGCAAGCCUCAGGAGGCAUCAAGCGAGAAACGUACCUAGGGAUGAAGAAAGAACUAGAGCCCUUCGGAUUCGGAAUCUUCUGAAAGUUCGGAAUGGUUAUCGACAACGAAAACGGCUCGUCAACCAUUGUAAAUGAAAAAAAAACAGUCGCUAGUCAAGUGUCUCGAUUUUCCUCAAUCGUUUAAUUCUUGGAUUAACAAUAAAAAAUAAAAAAUAAAUCGAGUGUUUUAAUAAAAUUUAUUAUUUCUUAACCCAUUUCUUUAAGAAAUUCCUUUAAGCAAACAGCGAGGACCCUGAUGAGACACCGCAUCAUGUGGCGUCACAUCUGGGUCUACGCAGUUUUCCAAGGCUUUUUUUCUAGACGCUUGGCAUAAAUGGGUUUAUGCUAUUAUUUUUGUUUACCUUUAAUACUUGUAAAACUGUGUCUAGAUUUAGCUCUGUCUUUGUCGAAUACGCUGUUCAGUGAACUCUUGAAGCGUUUUGUUAUGCAUUUUUUGUAUACAAAAUAAAUCAAAGCGCUGAA